ACGAACAAAGGAAACCUCAGUCACGAGUGGCUGGCACGAGGCCCUACGUUUCGCCAAAAAUGGCCUCGCGCACCGAAGCACGCUUCAGCACCUACUCCGGCGCCCCUUCCCUCCAACCCUCUCUCGCGCCCACCUUCGAGACACAAAACACCUCCGCCCGCUCUCGCUCCCGCAUGAGCCAACGGACCUCCACCAUCAACGAAAGGAUGCCAUAUCGCAACACGGACCCAUCGGUCAAUGCCAGCAGCUCUACGCUCUCCACAACCGAUCCCCGAUCGCAAGACCUCAAAGCAUUCGCCGGCUUCUUGGACCGAAUGCAAGACGGUCGACUCGAUAAGCAACGGUACGAGAUGACCAGCAAUAAGAGCGAGGAGGUCAGUAAGCUCGCGCUGGGCGCCAAGGUGGAAAGGGCGCUCGCGAGACGGAUGACGGCGCAAGAUGCGCAGUUCACGAACAAGAAAGCAUUGGAUAUUGAGAAGAGGAGUCUAGAGGUCGAGGCGAACUAGCAGUCCGUGUGCCGUGUGCGGGCGGACGGGUGUUUGAUGGACAUGCUUGAUAUACUGAGGGAGGGACCGGCGGCGUCUGCUUGAGAAGGAUAAUUGUGGGCUCUUGGCGAGGCGGACAGCAUAACUGCAGUCAUGGCGUUCGGUGGGAGUUUCACGAAUACGCGAGUCACUUAUUAUGCGAUAUGGCUGCUCCUGAGCGUACAAGACUCAAUCUC
Baudoinia panamericana UAMH 10762 is the source of this 721-nucleotide messenger RNA. RefSeq lists its product as uncharacterized. The record is from RefSeq and is a predicted model, not a curated record. NCBI's taxonomy places the organism in Eukaryota, Fungi, Ascomycota, Dothideomycetes, Mycosphaerellales, Teratosphaeriaceae. The transcript has 2 exons. Bases 60 to 506 code for a protein of 148 amino acids.